Messenger RNA from Erythranthe guttata (spotted monkey flower), 547 nucleotides. RefSeq lists its product as uncharacterized. Gene Ontology annotation, cellular component: COPI vesicle coat. The record is from RefSeq and is a predicted model, not a curated record. Lineage: Eukaryota; Viridiplantae; Streptophyta; Magnoliopsida; Lamiales; Phrymaceae. Gene Ontology annotation, biological process: Golgi localization; endoplasmic reticulum to Golgi vesicle-mediated transport; retrograde vesicle-mediated transport, Golgi to endoplasmic reticulum.
UUAGGUAAAUUACUGGUUUGCCCCUUUUGAUACAUAUAUUGACUAACUGUUUGAAAUUCAUCCAGAUUGAGAAGAAUAGAGGUGAGAAGGGAGGAUUUAUGUCUCUGCAGUCAAUGAGUUCAAGAAUCGAGAGUGGCUUUGGCAGUGAGAACAGCAUAUCUAGUACUGGAGGUGGUUUUGGAGGUGGUUCUGGCUUUGGAGUGAAUACUGAAGUGGAAUCUUUCUCUUCUAAGCCCAAAGGUCGUGCACCAGCAUCUGCUUCAGCUCCAUCAAAGGGUCUUGGUAUGCAGCUAGGUAAAACACAAAGGGCCAACCAAUUUUUGGAGUCUCUCAAAGCUGAAGGUGAAGUAAUUGCCGAAGAUGUGAGACCAACUAGUAUCGGUCAAACAAAAGCAGCUGCACCACUGCCAAUCGAUCCCGUCAUAUUAAGGCUCUGAUUGGUUCAUGGAUUUCAAAAUAAAGAAAGUGAAAAUGCAAAGGAAAAGGAAAUCAAGGACUAUUGAAAUCUCAAUUGUGUUUGGUUCCUAGGAAAAAUGGUGAUGAAAAU